Messenger RNA from Trematomus bernacchii (emerald rockcod), 2363 nucleotides. Its product is annotated as zinc-binding protein A33-like. The transcript has a single exon. Gene Ontology annotation, molecular function: zinc ion binding; protein binding. The record is from RefSeq and is a predicted model, not a curated record. NCBI's taxonomy places the organism in Eukaryota, Metazoa, Chordata, Actinopteri, Perciformes, Nototheniidae. The coding region runs from base 160 to 1569 and encodes 469 amino acids.
GAACAAGGAAACACAGGAUUGCUCAAUGAGGCGACACCUUUAUAUAUACAGCCUAUAGACGACACACACACACGCACACACACACACGGAGAGACGGACAGGCUUACCGUCAGCUAACAGGGAGUGAAUGCUGUGUUUUCUUCUUCACUCGGAGACUAAAUGGCUUCAAGGUUAGAGGAAGAUCUCUCCUGUCCCAUCUGCUAUGAGAUUUUUAAAGAUCCUGUCAUCCUGUCAUGCAGCCACAGUGUUUGUAAAGACUGUCUGGAGUACUGGUGGGUGGAGAAAGCAAUCCACAACUGUCCUCUUUGUAGGAUUAUUUCAACAUCAGAGGUACGUAGCAACCUGGCUUUAAAGAACCUGUGUGAGAGUUUCUCACUGGAGACGAAUCCGAUAAAAUCAUAUCCACGAUCAGAAGGUGAGGGUAAUCUCUGCAGACUGCACUCUGAGAGACUCAAACUCUUCUGUCUGGAUCAUCAGCAGCCCGUGUGUGUCGUCUGCAGAGAUUCAGAGAAACACAGCGACCACAGAUUCAAACCCAUCGAUGAAGCUGCACGACAGCACAAGGAGGAGCUCCAGGAAACUCUGCAGCCCUUACAGAAGAAGUUAAGGGAUUUAAAAAAAGUUAUAAUGAGUUGUAAUCCAACAUCAGAACACAUACAAGUCCAGGCCCGACGCACAGAGAGGCAGAUUAAGGAGCGGUUUAAAGAGCUUCACCAGUUUCUAGAAGAGGAAGAGGAGGCCAGGGUGGCUGCACUGAGGGAGGAAGAGGAGCAGAAGAGGAAGAUGAUGGAGGAGAAGAUGGAGGCUGUGAGCAGAGAGAUAGCAGCUAUUUCACUCACAGUCAGAGCCACAGAGGAGGAGCUGAGAGCUGAAGACGUCUCCUUCCUGAACAACUACAAGGCUGCAGUGGAGAGGCUGCAGCGCCCCCUGCUGGAGGAUCCACAGCUGCCCUCAGGAGCUCUGAUAGACCAGGCCAAACACCUGGGCAACCUCAGCUUCAACAUCUGGAGCAAGAUGAAGGACAUAGUGUCAUAUCACCCUCUCAUCCUGGACCCAAACACUGCCUAUCCUGGACUUGUGGUCUCUGAAGAUCUGACCACGGCGAGCGAAUCAGAUUGUCAAUAUCUUCCUGAUAAUCCAGAGAGGUUUGGAGAACAAUGGUCUGUCCUGGGCUCUGAGGGCUUUAACUCAGGGACGCACUGCUGGGAUUUCGACGUUGCAGAGAGUGAUGACUGGGAUGUCGGUGUGAUGGCACAGUCUGGUCAGAGGAAGGGAGAUACAAAGUCUGGAUUAUGGAUCAUAAAUCUCCAUUAUGGUGAAUACGCAGCGGGGUCACCACCAGGUCCAGAAACUCCUCUCCCAUUUAAGAAGAAGCUCCAGAGGGUCAGAGUGAAUCUGGACUGGGAUGGAGGAAAGUUGUCGUUCUCUGAUCCUGAGACUAACACACACUUACACACCUUCACACACACUUUCACUGAGAGGCUGUUUCCAUACAUUAACACUGGGAAUGGACUCCCAGUGACGAGCUCACCAGCGAAGGUCUCUGUGGCGGUACAACAACAGGAAUAGAAGAUGAUGACACAAUUAUCAAGUAUAUUUCAAGACGUACUGAACUUUAUUCUCUGUGUCUUUGAGGAACUUUAUUCACUUCUGGAGCAGACACUAGUUAGCUACUAGUUAGCCAGCAAUGCUAAUCAAGGCAAACAAAUGUAGUGAACGCAGUGACUCUCUACUACAGCUAGCUUAACUUCAAAAUCUGAGAAUAAUUAGCAAGGAGCUAACGGCAUUCUGCAAGAUAACAACGACCAGCCUGCUUAGCCAAGCACACAUCCAACAGUGACUCUGCUUUUCUUCAUUGAGGCUAAGCUAAUGCUAAGUAGCCUUUCCAUUCAUGGACUGAACAUCCACUGCAUUGUAAACUAACUUUGCACGGCUAAGCUAGCAUCGAACUGCUAUACUGUUGUAAAUGUUUCUACGUGUGUUGAUUUGUUUUUUUCAGAAUCUGAGCUUUAGUGUGUGAUUUAUAGAGUGGUGCAGUGCUGACGUAUUUUUUUAAGGUCAACGCAGAAGUUAGCAUCAUCUCUUGACAAAAUGCUAUGGGAUUUUCAUGUUGGAUUUCGGUAUAUUUCAGAGAGUAAUCUCUGUGUCAAACAAACGUUUAUGAUGCUUACACAUUUUCUUUAGCAAGAUGUUUUUUUGGUGGCUGUCUUUUAUUUAAUUUUCGUAGUGGCCAUAUGGUGGUACUGCACUUGUGUUAUAUUCUGGGACGUUUUAUGACUUUUUCCCAUUGACUUACAUUGGGGAAAUAAAUGUAUGUAAAUCAGUGUAUAAUUUGUUUUCAGCUAAAUAAACUACCCAUUACA